AUGCCCAUCCACAGUCUUUCCUACAGACCUAACCCCAGCCAGAAGCACCCUGCGCUGGAUGAGAAGCAACACAGCGCCCACUGCAUCCCCUCGUCCCCAUUGACACCAAUGGGGACGAGGGAAUGGGGAAACAACAGUCACUUCCUGGAAAAUGAAGCCAAGUCGAGGGCUCUGCUCGCUGUGAUAACCAGCGGCCCACUCUGUGGCCGAGGUAGAGCACCUCCCCUGUCCUCUCCUCCCAUCCCACUACUAUCCCCCCAGUCGCAUCAGCCCAGGACAACCACCACCGAUGUGGGAGCCCCAACAGCCCUCACUCAGGAUGAUCACCCAACUACUACUGCUAACCUCUGUUCUCCUCCCCACCUGCCAAGUGGCGGAAUCACAGUGUUCACAAUCCGAAGUGUCAAUCUGACUCUCGAGCCCAGCAACGCCGUCUCCCAAGGUACCAAUGUGAUGGUACGCUGCCAGGCCUUAGUCAGCAGCUCUUGGCUCCUGAACCGUGAAUACACCAUCUACAAGGACAACACCGUGGUGUACACGAGGAGCACCACCACGACAGAGGACCUCCUCUACUCUCUGCGCAUGGCCAGAGUGGCAAACACUGGGAAGUACGAAUGCAAGGUGAACAUACAGGGCAAGGAGCUAAGCAGCAACUCUGAGAAACUGACUGUGACAGGCCUGCAGACGCCAGUCCUCAGCGUCGACAAGCGUGUGUUCAGCAAGGGAGAGGAGGUGACCGUUUGGUGUUGUGCCCCCGAGGAGUCCGGCGCUAUCGUAUCCUACUUCUACAAGGACUCCAAGGACCUUUAUGAGAUGGUCAACGCCAACCAUUACCUCUGUCCAAUACAGGAGUCAUCAUCAUCACCCCAGACCUGUCGGGGGUCACAGAGGGAGAUGAGAUGUACCUGAUCUAUGGGGUGGAAGGUUUCCCGCCCGUCACCUCUAAGUGAUACCGAAGUGGGAACGUAGCCGCUGUUCACCACCUCAACCCAAUCCAGCGCGUCCCACCGGAUCAAGGGAGGGGGGAAUGAGCACAGUGGCACCUACUACUGCAAGGCCAUCAACUACACUACCAUGGUCCAGAGUCAGCCUGUCACCGUAGAUGUGAAGAUGGCCAUGUGGAAGAAAUGUUUUAUCGUGGCCUGCUGUCUGCUAGUGGUGGCUGUCCUGGUCCUCGCCUGCGUGCUGUGCUACAAUUCCAAGAGAGAAAGCCUUCGAGCCCUAAAUCAGAUGACUCUCUAACAGUGAGUCUUACCCACAGCACAGUGGAGAUUUAUAACCUGCCCAAAGACGCAGCGCCACCCUUUGACGGAAUGGAGGGAAGAGCGACCAAUGGGACGCAAGAGUGUGGCAUCACUUCCUGCUGGCAUCAGCAACAAUCAUCAGCUACAGUCUCCCAGCAACAGUGUAGAGAAACCCCACAGAGGGAGGGACUUUUUUGGUUUGAACCAAAAAAGAACAAACAUUUUGCACCACUUGGUUCAAUAAAGGGAUAUGUGGGAGGAAAACCAAGGAUGACAACAAUUGGAUCAAUGGCUCAAACAAAAAAAAUCCCCACAGACAUUUUAGAGAGGGGAAAAUGGCCAAAAUGUGUUCCUUUGAGAAAAUAUUACUACUUUUUUAUGUUGUAGAUGUAAUUUCAGAAGGUACAGGUGUAGUGUACACAAUAUGGUUGACACCAAGAGGCUUGAUGUCAACAUCAGUCCCAGUGACAGACAGUUGAACUGGCCCCAUUGCUCCCUCUCCUGCUGCUGUCUGGAAGAGAUGUACUUUCCUGUCAUUAUCAACAUACUGUCUUUGUCCUGUGUUCUCACCUCAAUGUGUCUGUCUGACUGCAUGUCUAUCGAAUGAUGGAACUAGCCCAUUUGUCUAAUAGUCUGUUUGUCCAAAAACAAUGUGUGCGUGUCUAAAUGCAUAGAUCUGAUUCUGUAUAUACAGUACACUAGUCCAUCAUCAAUAGAAAUGUGUGUAUAUAUUUUGGGUUUGGUUAAUUGAUUUAUUUUAGAGGCACUUCUAGAAUAAAACUUUUUUUUUUUUUUUUGCAUUGUGUCAAUAGCGCAAAUGUUGUUUGGUGAGAUACCAAUGAAUGUCUGUAAUGCUGUGUAGCUACACUGAGUAUACCAAAUAUUACCACCCGUUCUUUCCAUGACACAGACUGACCAGGUGAAUCAUGGUGAAAGCUAUGAUCCACUUCAAAUCGGAGUAGAUCAGGGGUUCUUAAACUUCUUCAGCCUGGGACCCAAAUAAGAAUUUCUGUGUUUUCCUGGGAUCCAAGCUUAGGAAAAUAUGCAACUAUACAUGGGUACAUGUCAUUGCCCUUAUGCCUAAAACAAAUAACAAUUAAACGAAAUAUACAUAUAAA
Oncorhynchus tshawytscha (Chinook salmon) is the source of this 2362-nucleotide messenger RNA. RefSeq lists its product as uncharacterized. Lineage: Eukaryota; Metazoa; Chordata; Actinopteri; Salmoniformes; Salmonidae. The transcript is spliced from 9 exons. Bases 1 to 909 code for a protein of 302 amino acids. The record is from RefSeq and is a predicted model, not a curated record.